GCGAGUCCCAGUCGGGUUAAGAGGUUGGCGGCGGCGGCGGCGGGAGACAUGGACAACGCGGGGAAGGAGCGUGAGGCGGUGCAGCUGAUGGCGGAGGCUGAGAAGCGAGUCAAGGCUUCCCACUCCUUCCUCCGCGGGCUGUUUGGAGGAAACACAAAAAUAGAAGAGGCUUGUGAAAUGUAUACCAGAGCUGCAAAUAUGUUCAAGAUGGCUAAAAAUUGGAGUGCUGCAGGAAAUGCAUUUUGUCAGGCAGCCAAGCUCCAUAUGCAGCUUCAGAGCAAGCAUGACUCUGCCACCAGCUUCGUGGAUGCUGGCAAUGCUUACAAGAAGGCAGACCCUCAAGAGGCUAUCAACUGCUUAAACGCAGCCAUCGACAUUUACACAGACAUGGGAAGGUUUACAAUCGCAGCCAAGCACCACAUCACCAUCGCGGAGAUCUAUGAGACUGAACUGGUAGACAUCGAGAAGGCCAUCGCACAUUAUGAACAAUCAGCUGAUUAUUACAAAGGGGAAGAAUCCAACAGUUCGGCUAACAAGUGUCUGCUCAAAGUGGCAGCGUAUGCUGCCCAGCUGGAGCAGUACCAGAAAGCCAUCGAGAUCUACGAGCAGGUUGGGGCAAACACCAUGGAUAAUCCUUUGUUGAAGUACAGUGCAAAGGACUACUUUUUUAAAGCAGCCCUCUGUCACUUCAUAGUAGAUGAGCUGAAUGCCAAGCUUGCUCUUGAGAAAUAUGAGGAAAUGUUUCCAGCAUUUACUGAUUCAAGAGAAUGUAAGUUAUUGAAAAAACUUCUAGAAGCUCACGAAGAACAGAACAGUGAAGCUUAUACUGAAGCAGUGAAGGAAUUUGACUCAAUAUCUCGCUUGGAUCAAUGGCUCACAACCAUGUUGCUUCGUAUCAAAAAGUCCAUCCAAGGGGAUGGAGAAGGAGAUGGGGACCUAAAGUGAACAUUUGUGUCUUUGUGGCAUGCAGCUGACUCCUCUUUAGUUCAUGUUAGGGCCACAUGGUCUUUAUGGGAUGCCCAUUUAAUGGCUUAAUUCUCUUGCACAUGAGCCAAACCAUCUGUGUGUUUAAGCUCCCUGUGUUUGUGUCUUUGUGAAAACGGAUGGCUGGGAAGCUCCUGUGCACAAUGUGGGUGUGAUGGGCUAUUUCAUGCUUGUCAGAGUCCCCAGAGUUUUCAGAGAAUUACUUCAGACUCUUAUUCUUGUUAUUUUCAUAUUUGCAGAGCCUGUGUUUAACUUGGUCACAUAUUUUUGUCAUUUUCUGGGACUGGAGUACCCUCCUAAUAAUUGUUGUAAUAGAUGCUUUGCAUAUUUUCCAUUUAUGGAAAAUAGAUUUUGCACCUGGAUGUUUUCUCUAAGUGUAUGUGUUUAGUUCAGGGUGAUUGUUAGGAAUGAGUUUUAUGAUUUCACUUACCAGAACUGGUUUAUUUUGUUGUUAUCGUGAUUCUUUUGAUGGUGCUAGUGACCUAUUUGUUUGCUUUUUAUAUUGUUGUGUAUGCGGAUGUGCAUGCGAAAGUUCAGAACAGCUGGGGUCUGCCAGCAUCACUUGCUUAAUGUUGUGAGAACAGGGAGCUUCCUGGCAGGGCUUGCUGAUGUGUGUGGGCAGAUGUUAGGAUGAGUCUGAUGGAUGUGUACUCCUUAACACACAUGAAAUCCAUAUGAAACAGAAUUUCUCCUUUUCCUGGAGAGUUUCCACUUCUAGUUGGGGUGGAACCCUUUCUUUUUAUUCACAUAAAAGUGAUGUGACUGCAUGUCCCUUUUGUUUACUUUCAUGUUCAUGCACUUACCCACAUUGAGACGGUGCCUGCUGUGCCACUGCCGUGUGAGUCCUCCUCCUGGCCACAGACAGAAUGGGUCAUUGAUUUUACCCAUAUACUAAAAGGGGUAAAUAUGGGACAGAGGUUUACCAUGUGUCCAGUUGGAGAAGAAAGGCAACUAUCUUCUGAGGAAGUUUGACUUUGCUCUCGGCUAAUGGCUUUGUUUUGGCUUGUAUGUUUGAAUUCAGUUGUGUCAUUUUGAUUUACAUAACAUACUCUGUUGAUUUACGAACUUACAUGCUGACACUGCUCUAGACAUGGUCAUGCAUUUGUUGCCAGACCUAGCUUGUGGGUCUAAGUUAUGCUGCUGUCAUUAAAGACAGAUAAUGAAUUUUUCCAUGUUAGGUCAGAUGGAAACUGGCAUUUGAAGGGUGUGUUUUCAUUUUUUGAUGUUCCUCCGUUGGGAUUGGUAGGCUUUUGUUGGUCAGAAGUAGAGAGUGUGGCCAGGAAAAGGGCUGAGUGUGGAGGAUAGUGAGUGUGGGGAUAGUGAGCAGAUUGGGCUGAGACGAUGGAGAAAGUAAUAAAGUGGCUGGAAAGGGCCAGCUGACGCCUGGUAGGGGGAUUGUCCCUCCGGUGUGCUGGUGGGGUCAUGUGCCAAUGUAGCCUGCUGGAAAAGGUCAGAAAUAUCAGAGUGGGCCAAAAUACCACUCUGGCCUUGGGUGCUGGGAUCUGGUGAGUGUCCUGCCAUUCCUUCAAAGGUCUGGGAGUUAGGAGAAAGCUGGCUGUCACGGUACAAUUUGGAAUGCAGUCCGUUUGGUACUUCCCCACUUCCUGUCAGAAUCUCUUAGGAAGAAAUGAUUAGAGCAGAAAGUGAGUUCCUUUGCCUAACCUGUUCCACAGCCCGCCAAGUGCACUUUCAUGAAAGUGAAGUAUGGAGAGUACCUUCAUAGCCUGUGUCCUCAGGUUGUAAGUCUGUCCCAUCUGGAGAGUGUUUAAAUCCUAGCCUGCCAGCACGCUUGUUUCAUCAUUAGUGUGCAAUGUUUGUUUUCACUUGUUAAAAGGACCUUCUGGUCUGACCACAUAAAAUGAGAGCCAAAUGAGUUCUCUUCAGGCAAUUCCUCAAACUUUCAUUGUGGUCCCAUCAGCCCUGUCUGAGAAAGAGGAGUGGUUUGUAAAAACAGGACUGGUACCAUUUUGUUAUGUCAUUUGGAGAGUUGCCUGCUUGUAUUGACAUAAACACUGGGAUCAGUGGCUGAGUUAAGGAUUUUUCUUUUUUUUUAAUAGUUUACAUGAAAAGAGUAAAAAUAAUUGUAAUGGCUAGAACAGAACUGCCAGAAGAGAAAAAUGAGGAAAGGUCCCAUCAACAUAGGGUACUACCAGGACUCUUAGGUUUCAGGAGUUACAGAAUGUUCUUUAUGAAUAAAAUGUAAUGACUAUUUAUGUUCGGUUCUUGUACUUUUAGCAGAUCUGGGGUUAGUUCAUAGUCAAAGUCAGUUAAAAUUUCUUACAGGAAAGCUUUGCUUUUUGUGGCAACAUUUUUAUAGCUUGUGUGAGUUCCUUUUUUAUUUAAUGAUUUGAGAACAGUAUUUUUGCACAGUUGUGACCAUGUGUGGUGACAUCCCUGUAACCAAGGUGUGUGCAUUUGUUUCUUCUGAUAAUGUGCAUUUAAAAUGUCCAAAUGCAAAUCAUCAUGGCUUCCUUCAGAGGACCUGGCAGCACAGCAUGCCGCCUGCGUCCCACCUGCCUGCAGUGUGAGCUGUGGCCAAGGGCAGGCUUCCGCCUGCCAAGUGCUGUGUCGGGCUCUGCGGGGUGUCCUCCCCUGUGCUCUCGGUGGAGGAUUAUGUUAUGAAAACUAACCACGUGAUGAUCACUCUCCCUUAGCAGAAAGAGUAUGUUUUAUGUCACCCUGUACAGAAAAUAAAGUGGAAAUUAUGAAUCCUA
Nyctereutes procyonoides (raccoon dog) is the source of this 3698-nucleotide messenger RNA. RefSeq names its product NSF attachment protein beta (gene NAPB). Gene Ontology annotation, molecular function: soluble NSF attachment protein activity; syntaxin binding. Gene Ontology annotation, biological process: regulation of synaptic vesicle priming; synaptic transmission, glutamatergic; SNARE complex disassembly. Gene Ontology annotation, cellular component: terminal bouton; vacuolar membrane; synaptobrevin 2-SNAP-25-syntaxin-1a complex. The transcript is spliced from 11 exons. NCBI's taxonomy places the organism in Eukaryota, Metazoa, Chordata, Mammalia, Carnivora, Canidae. The record is from RefSeq and is a predicted model, not a curated record. Bases 49 to 945 code for a protein of 298 amino acids.